ACUACCUUAGCAUACAGUGCCUGUCAUUACUGUAUUGUGCAUGGCUUCUGUUGGUAAGAAUAAAAAGAGGUCGCCAAGCAAGUCUCAAACAGGUAGAUCAUUAAAUGGUUUGAAGAGUUCGCUAUCGUAAUUCACACUUCGGUUCAUGAUGGAGAUGGAGGAUGGCAGACCUUUGUACGAGCUGAGGUUUGACGCCGCUGUCAAAGUGAUACAAAGCUUGCCUCCAGACGGUUCCUUUCAGCCCUCUAAUGACAUGAUGCUCAAGUUUUACAGUUACUACAAACAAGCCACACUUGGACCCUGCAACAUACCCAGACCUGGCUUUUGGGAUCCGGUGGGAAAAGUGAAAUGGGAUGCAUGGAGUGAUCUGGGAGAUAUGCCCAAGGAAGAGGCUAUGACCGCUUACGUUGAUGAAAUGAAGCUGAUCCUUGAGGGCAUGCCCUGUACAGAUGAGGUAGAGCAGCUUCUAAAGGUGCUGGGCCCGUUCUACGAACAGGUGGAAGAGAAAAAGCAGAUACAUCAGGUGUCAGACCUGUCCGCAGGUUUUGGAACCAUGCUAACAUCAGCACCUUCAAAAAGUGUCACAAAGAGCCUCAUUAGGACAAUGGAAAUGAAUGGCACUUUGGAGACACGGCAACCCAGACAGGCUGUUGAACCUCCGAAGCCCAAAGUCAUGGCACUGAAGGAACAGGGGGAGGAAGAGGAGUUUGAGUUUGAUGAGGAAGAUGAGAUGGAGGAUAGAAAAUUAGAAAUUGUUGAGAUAAAAGAGGUGAAAAAAGCCUCAGCCCCACAGCCGAAGAAAAAUGGCUCAUCCAGGAGACCUAAAGUACCCCUGUCCAAUGGUAAUGUGUGGAAUGGAGUGGGCCACCUCCCCAAUGGGACCCAUACCUCCAAGGCUGCCCUGAACAGUGAGGACUCAGAGGAGGGCCUCACCAACAGCACCCUGCCCUUGGAGCCCCAUGUCCAGGUCAACGGCCACCACGCAGAUCUCGACGCGGAUGUAUUCAGGCCCUAUCGCGCGGCCAGUGACUCAGACAGCGAGGUCUACUGCGACUCCAUGGACCAGUUUGGCCUGGAAGAGGGCUCUGAGGCACAAACUGACCGCUGUCUGGAGCUGGAUGAGGAGCAUGGGGAAAAGGGGGAGAGUAGUGGAGGGGCCAGUGUGGCGGGCAUCCAGUGUGGCGCGGAGGAUGGGGAGACUUGUGGAGGGGCCUCUCAGAGACAAAGACUGAAUGCAGGCAGGCCCAAUAGCUCCCUGGUCAGGAGAGAACGAGGUUCUAGGUCUUCAGGGCACAGUCCAGGUGCCCAGAAGGCCUUGCAGGGUAGGGGGGACGGGGAGCGGUGGGGGGGCGCGGGGACACCAGGAGGCAGUCUGAAUGAACAGAUUGUAGUGGCGCUGGCUAGACUGCAGGAAGACAUGCAACGUGUCCUGGAGAGACUGCACACACUGGAAGCCCUCACUGCAUCCCAGUCAAGGUCAUCGGUUCAACCAUAUCCACCAUCACCCCUGGCAAAGAAUAGUAAGAAACCAUCCUGGUGGCCUUUCGACGUGUCUCCCAGCACUGUAGCCUUUGCUGUUGUGUGGCCAUUUUUGGUGCAGUGGCUUAUCCGCCAAUAUCUUCAACGUAGGAGAAGACGAAUCAAUUGAAAAAUCUCCCAGCCCAAACACACAAAGUGACGAGGAGAAGAUUCUCAGCAGUCUUUGGUUUGUUCCGGUACCUCCUUUAUGCUUUCCCCCACACCUCUGU
Molecule: messenger RNA, 1748 nt
Organism: Oncorhynchus nerka (sockeye salmon)
Lineage: Eukaryota; Metazoa; Chordata; Actinopteri; Salmoniformes; Salmonidae
Product: acyl-CoA-binding domain-containing protein 5A-like
Biological process (GO): fatty acid metabolic process; pexophagy
Cellular component (GO): peroxisome; cytoplasm
Molecular function (GO): fatty-acyl-CoA binding
Source: RefSeq, a predicted model, not a curated record